Molecule: messenger RNA, 1955 nt
Organism: Cannabis sativa
Lineage: Eukaryota; Viridiplantae; Streptophyta; Magnoliopsida; Rosales; Cannabaceae
Product: phenylacetaldehyde reductase
Exons: 6
Coding region: 828-1808 (326 amino acids)
Molecular function (GO): oxidoreductase activity, acting on the CH-OH group of donors, NAD or NADP as acceptor
Source: RefSeq, a predicted model, not a curated record
ACAGAACAUAGUCUAUUUAAAGAUAGGUAUUCGGUCAUUAGCCAGAAAGAACUCUUUUUGAAAACAAAUAGAGACAAAGUUGUAACAGGACGUAGCCAUUGGUGGGUGAACUCCUUGGUGUUGUUUUGCACUGUUUGUUUUCUAUAACCCUAAUUUGAUUUCUGAUAUUGUGUGUAUAUUUUGUGGGCGAGAGGUGUGAGUAAUUUCUGGGUUUGGUUUUUUGAGUAUCAAGCUGAAAGCUUUGGUUAUUUUAUGGGGAUAGUGCUUCGGGUAGAACAAGAAAAGAAGAAGUUUGCAUUAACCCUUAGAAUCUUAGCUGCCAUUUAGAAGAGAAGAAGAGAAACUUAAAAAACCCAAGAACACAUUAGAACCCUAAUUCCUACCGUGAUCUGAAGAAGGAGAAGAGAAAGAAAAUUAAAGAAGCCCUAACCCUAGAAUUUUGUUUUUGGAUUGGAGAGGGAGUAAGAGUCUUGUAGAAGAUAGUAAAUUGGAUUUGUGAGUUUUUAAUAAUACCAAUUAUUUUAUGGACGCAUAAAAUAACAGAAUUUGAAAAAUACCACAUUUUGCACUAUUGUAUUAAUUUUGUAUUUUUGAAGUUGUGUUAGCAUAAAAAGGUAAAAAUUCCAACAAUCACUGUACAUAAAAGAUUGCCAUUGUAUAUAUGCUAACACAACUUCAUUGACUUUAAAGUAUUUGUUUUUUAAUUGAUUGGCUUUCAAACGUGCUAAUAAAAUAGUCAAAUGAGUUCAUGUACAUCUUUCCUAAACAACUACUUCAAAAUGAUCAGAAUUAAUUGGCUUUGAACACUUGGAAGAAAUAAAGAGAGAAUGAGUGGAAUAGGGAAGGUGGUAUGUGUAACAGGGGCAUCAGGCUACAUAGCCUCAUGGCUUGUUAAGCUCUUACUACACCAUGGAUAUUCUGUUAAUGCAACAGUUCGUGACCCAUGUGAUCAAGAGAAAACAGAACACUUGGUUGCACUAGAUGGAGCCAAAGAAAGACUUCAUUUGUUCAAAGCAGAUUUAAUGGAAGAAGGGUCCUUUGAUUCUGCUACCACUGGAUGUGAUGGGGUUUUUCAUACAGCUUCUCCUGUACUUGAUUCAAGUUUGAUCGUUGACCCACAGGUACAACUAAUCGAUCCAGCUGUGCAGGGAACACUAAACGUUUUGAGGUCAUGUGCUAAAGUUCCAUCUAUAAAAAGAAUUGUUAUAACUUCUUCCAUUUCCUCUGUUUUUGAGAAAGGAAUACCUCUAACCCCUGAUGUAGUGAUUGAUGAGACAUGGUUUUCUGAUAUUGCUCACUGUGAGAAAAACAAGCGCUGGUAUCCACUUUCGAAAACACUAGCUGAGGAUGCUGCUUGGAAAUUCGCCAAGGAAAAUGAAAUGGAUUUAGUCACCAUUCAUCCAGGAUUUGUUAUCGGUCCUCUCUUACAACCGACUGUUAAUGCAACCAUGGAGCAUAUUCUAAAUCAAAUAAAUGGAACAGAAAAGGUUCUCAAUCAAGUUUAUCCAUUUGUUGAUGUUAGAGAUAUUACUAAUGCACAUAUUCAAGCAUUUGAAGUUGCUUCAGCUAGUGGAAGAUAUUGUGUGUCUGGACCUGUUGCACAUAUUUUAGAGUCAUUCAAGAUUUUGCAGCACAUUUACCCUUCUUUGACCAUUCCUGACAAAUAUGAACAUAAUGAGCCUCUGAAGCCAAAAUUCCAAGUAUCAGAUUUGAAGGCGAAAAGUUUGGGCAUUAGUUUCACUCCCUUGGAAGUGAGUCUGAGGGACACUAUUGAAAGCGUCAAGGAAAAGGGUCAUUUUAACUUCUAAUAUAAGGCCAUUCAAAGUUACUCUUGAUAAUUGUAUUGGUUUUUAAAGCCAUCAGUUAUGUUCGAUUUCAAAUGAGUCAAUUAAAAAUUAAAGAUUUUGUGUUUGAUGAAUCAAGUUUUUUCAACAUCAUUCUUCUUCUUUCUACCA